AUGAACUCUCUGUUAGCGCCUUUCGCGCCACUGCUCUAUCUAAUUCCUCGGUUUCGUCAAGACCAGGACUGGUCGUAUCGACAGGCACUGACAAACACGUUCAUGAAAGUCUUUCUACGCAUUUUCGUGGCAUUUCGCACAAAACCACCACUUUCCCUCAAGCCAGGUCUAGACGGAGACCGCUUCGUCGUGAUAGAGCCAGGAGGACCAGAGCUCUACACCGGCAUCACAGUAGAUGACGAGAUCCAGCCAGUGCCUAUAGGAGGUACUUGGUUCCCAUCGCUCUACCAAUACAACACAACAACCACCCAAGACAAGCCCGUCGUCCUUAACUUCCACGGCGGCUCUUACAUCAUCGGCGACGGCCGCACAUCAUCCUGCCAGUUCCUCGCCAACAGUUUGCUGGAUCACACACCAGUAAGCCACGUCUUCAGCGUACAGUACCGACUAGCCUGCAACCCCAACGGUCGUUUCCCCGCCCAACUCCAAGACGCCAUCUCCGCCUACUCAUACCUACUCCACACCUUACACAUCCCGGCAUCUCGCAUCGUUUUCAGUGGCGACAGCGCAGGUGGCCACCUCGUCCUCGCACUCCUGCGUUACAUCAGCGACUAUGGCGAAAAGCAGAUCCUCCCACCACCAAUAUGCUCGUGGCUUUUCUCGCCCUGGUGCGAUAUCCCCGGCGCCCGCAACAAGGAUCUCUGGAAAAACGUUCCCAAUGUGCAUGCGGACUAUAUCCCCCCUUCGUUCCCUGCGUGGGGUGCGAAGCAUUUGAUCGGUAACCUAGAUAUCACUAGUGAGUUUGAGCCGUAUCUUGCGCCGCUCUGGCAUCCCUUUGUUCUUCCUUCGCCUGCUUUGAUUGUUUCCGGUGGCAGGGAGGUUAUGAAUCAGGAACAUGAUCGGUUGGCGAGAAUUUUCGGUGAAAUGCAGCAGAAUGAAGGUCGAGUGGAGUAUUUUGUGCAGGAUCAUUUGCCGCAUGAUAUACUCAUGGUUGCUUGGAUUCUGAACUUCCGAAAAGAGGCUCAUAUGUGUGCUGUUAAAGCUGGGGUGUUCUUGACGAGGAUGCAGGCCAUGUCGGAGUGGGAUGGAAUUGAGGUUCCUUCUGUGGCUUUUGAGCCACGAUGA
Penicillium samsonianum is the source of this 1125-nucleotide messenger RNA. RefSeq lists its product as uncharacterized. The record is from RefSeq and is a predicted model, not a curated record. The transcript has a single exon. Lineage: Eukaryota; Fungi; Ascomycota; Eurotiomycetes; Eurotiales; Aspergillaceae. Gene Ontology annotation, molecular function: hydrolase activity. Bases 1 to 1125 code for a protein of 374 amino acids.